UAGAUCAAAGAUCGUCUUUUCUUACGUCGACGAGUCUUGAAGUCGUGACGCAGCAGCCGAGCGUUCCUUCGAUUUCUUCUGACGGCGGUGACGUUAACCGGCUCGUGAAACGUGCUCGGAGUGAGACCUCCUGCCUCAUUCUUUACCUCUUUCCCGGAAUCGACGACAAGCUACACCAAAACAACGUCGACGAGCUGAGGAAGAGGAGCAUCAGCGGGGUUUAGCACAUCUUUGUGAGCGGAGAGCUUUCUGUCAGCGUGUCCAGUCACAUAAAGAGGUGAUGGCGGAGCUGAACACAGAGGCAAAGCUGAAGACGCAGCUGAAGCAGGAGAAGAUCCAGCUGUGGAACCCUCCAUACACCGACGACAACAACCAGCCAGGAGCGCAGCACAUGCAGGAGCUGGCGGAGAGAUACGCCCCUCUGGUGUGUCUGCCGGUGCAGGAGGUAGGGGGCGCUCUGGAGGCGAUCCGGGUGCAGGCGGUGAGGAGAGGGAAAGGAAACAAGACGUUCAAGGAGACGAGCAUGGCCACGCUGGAGCUGCUGCUGCCCAGAGACAGCAAGAAGGAUCCAAAGACAAAGAAUCACCUGGAGACGAGACUGGACGUGUUGGUCCAGGAGGUGGUGGACAG
Molecule: messenger RNA, 630 nt
Organism: Labrus bergylta (ballan wrasse)
Lineage: Eukaryota; Metazoa; Chordata; Actinopteri; Labriformes; Labridae
Product: negative regulator of ubiquitin-like proteins 1
Biological process (GO): regulation of ubiquitin-dependent protein catabolic process
Source: RefSeq, a predicted model, not a curated record